AAACCCUACCUACUCCCACACCCCUCUCCGCCCGCCCGCUGAUACCCUACAAAAACAAUGCAUAAUUAUUAUGAAACAGGAUGGUGGAGCUCCUCCUACAACUACCCUGCAAAACGCAGCGUUGGUACCGACCCAUUUGAGCGCAUAGAGAGAAUGGCUUCAGCAAGUGCGGUGGUGAUGUUCAGCAUGAGCACCUGCUGCAUGUGUCAUGCCCUCAAGCGCCUCUUCUGCGGCAUGGGCGUCAACCCCACGGUCUACGAGGUUGAUGAAGACCCCAGAGGGAAUGAAUUAGAGCGUGCAUUGAAGCGGCUCUCUGGUGGCACCUCCGCCGUCCCGCUGGUCUUUAUCGGCGGUAAGCUGGUGGGUGCAAUGGAUAGUGUUAUGGCGUCUCAUAUCAGCGGCACACUUGUGCCACUUCUCAAGGAAGCUGGGGCCCUUUGGCUUUGAUCCAUCCAUUUCUAAUUAAUUACUUUUUCAUAUUUCUCUGUUACGUUGCCCCUCUCUCUUUCUCUUUCUCCCUUUAAGGAAAAACAAAAACCAAAAAAAGCAUUCUUUCUUAGUUUUCUGGUACGUCUUUGUAGAGCAAGAAACAACAAGGUAUGUAUUUAAUUUGUUGAUGAAUAUGAUGAUCCGCGCAGAGCUGGAAAUUAAGAUC
Messenger RNA from Sesamum indicum (sesame), 655 nucleotides. RefSeq names its product glutaredoxin-C1. The record is from RefSeq and is a predicted model, not a curated record. Lineage: Eukaryota; Viridiplantae; Streptophyta; Magnoliopsida; Lamiales; Pedaliaceae.